CAUCAUCGUUUUAUUUUAUCUGAUAAUAUUUUGACAUUUCUAAAAUGUUACUUCUAUCUUAAUAAGCGAAAAAUUGACGGCAGAAAAGCAUUGAGGAAAGUAACAAGAUCAAAGUCCAACUAUAGAAAUUCUACUCUGAAGCUUCCAGUGAAAGAUGUUGGGAGCUUACUGGCGGAAGGUAUCCGCAAAGACGAUUUCAUUGACCACAUUCAUUGACGAAACUAAAAAGGCUGUCAGAGAAUUUUAUCAAAGAAGAACCUCAUUCGCCUCAAUAGAGCAAGAUUUGCGCAAUGCGUAUUUUAUUUAGAAUCUUGACAUUUUUGUCGCAUGAGAAAUCGCGAAUGACACACGCGUUAAGCGAGUCUCUGAGAAUUCCACAGAGAUUACUGGCGUUACAAACUGUUCCAAAUCGCAUGAUUUCAUAUCGGAACUUUAUAAGAGGAAAUAAUUCUACAGCUGAUGAUUUGUUACUUCUGCAAUGUAAUAUUAACGAAGGCAUAGUUGCGCGAUUUAAACGAAGGAAGAGUACGCAGUCCAGCGAAAAGGAUGACUCGAAACAACACCACGAAUGUAUCGAGAAUCAUCGACAGUCUGCGGAAUCCUGUGAAAAACCGCGCGAAUGGCGUAGCGAUGGUUAUCAGAUAUCGACAGAAAAUUAUCAAAAGAUUCGCAGUGACUUAUUGAAUCACGACGAAUGUUACCAGUCGAUUAAAUCCAAUUCCUCGAAUUAUUCGGACAAAUCUAUACCAUACAACAAUCAGCAAGCGUGCGAGUUACCGAAACACGAGUCUUAUACAUCGAAACCAGCGACUCGAAUAACGUCUGAGAAAUGGAUUUGCGGAAAACCAGCAACGGAAAGAAAGAUUUAUUAUAAAUGCAAGCCGAAGUCGUGCAUUUAUCCGGACAACCGGAAAGAACCGAUACAUUUUCCAUCGUCACGAGACAAUUGGAAAGACGAGUCAAAGCAAACUGCAUCUUAUCCUACGCUAUAUUCUGAAUCAGAGACUUUGUCUUUCAAAAAAAUUACAUCGGAUGAGAAGAAAGCUUCUCUUGUUAAACAUAAAAUACCAAAGGAAUAUCCUACAUCGGAUCCAUACGAGUAUUACAGAAAACCUGAUCCUCCACCGCCAAGAUAUCCACAUUGGAGUGAAAAUCCACCGUCUUACUGCGACGAUUGCUUGAAAAAGACGACCCGUUCAUCCCCUGUUAAAGCCUCACCAAUGAUCUUCAUCCCUGACAAGGGACCGCGGAAAUCCCGUGCGAAAGACACUGUGUCACCUCCACAGAAUAUUCAUGAGACUUCCAGCGGGAGCCCGAAAGGAAAUGAGUGCGAUAGAACAGAUGCCAAGGCACUUCACUUGCAGAAGAGUGGAUCAAAAAAACGUAGCACGAUCUCUUUCGAAGACAAAUGCGCUGCUUCUUUGACAAUUCCUGCGCCUAACAGAAUAAUGGAAUCUAAAAUUCAGCACUUUCCAACGCUGACGAAAGAUGGACGUUGUUGCGUUGAAAAACCUGAAGAAAAAUUUGUCACGCCGGACGUCAGCGAUUGUAACCCCAACAUGGCAAGUUUCAAAUAUCGAUUGAGUAAAUGUCCUGAUGUUAAGGAAAUGUGGGGUAUCGGCAUUAAACGCGAGCCACCUGUUGACGUUAGAGUGCGACAAGAGCAAGGAACUCUUUUGUCCGACUAUAAGAAGAUAAAGAGAUCAGAAUCGCGGCGAGAAACUACAAGAAGAAAGAAGAGAUUCAAGUCGCGGGUACCGAGUAACGGAUGGACACAACAGAGGUACAAGGUUCGCUUGAAGAUUUUCCAGAAAAGAAAUAGUCUCGAUCCUUGUCUUCCGCGGAUCGCCGAACUGAUACAACCGCGCGGCGAAAAAAUGCGAUCGAAACUGUUAAAGUUUGCUGUGGACGAAGGCGAAUCUUUUUCGCAAUUGAAAAGCUCGUGCCCACGUAGUUAUCCAUCCAAGAUACCGAUUGCCGAGACGAAGAGUUAUCCGACGAAAAUGAACGAAAGCAGUUUGAUUCGUAAUCAAUAUCUGGGAAAACAAUCUUGCAAAAAGCGUCGCUGAACUUUUGGAAACUACUUUUCGAUGUAGAAUAUUUGAAAGUUGCGUUGGCAGAUUGAGUCAAUAUUUAUUUUAAGAAUUUUCAAAAUUUACAUUUAUUCUUUCAAUAUGUAUGUAAACAUAAAUUUUAACAGCGUUGUAAAUAAAAGGGAAUAUGUAAUAAGCGCGAAAGA
Molecule: messenger RNA, 2239 nt
Organism: Trachymyrmex cornetzi
Lineage: Eukaryota; Metazoa; Arthropoda; Insecta; Hymenoptera; Formicidae
Exons: 2
Coding region: 291-2069 (592 amino acids)
Source: RefSeq, a predicted model, not a curated record